Messenger RNA from Poecilia latipinna (sailfin molly), 7391 nucleotides. RefSeq names its product remodeling and spacing factor 1b, tandem duplicate 1 (gene rsf1b.1). The transcript is spliced from 16 exons. Lineage: Eukaryota; Metazoa; Chordata; Actinopteri; Cyprinodontiformes; Poeciliidae. The coding region runs from base 39 to 5498 and encodes 1819 amino acids. Gene Ontology annotation, biological process: negative regulation of DNA-templated transcription. Gene Ontology annotation, cellular component: RSF complex. The record is from RefSeq and is a predicted model, not a curated record. Gene Ontology annotation, molecular function: histone binding.
CACUUUCGCCGCUGGGGCUUGACACUGGUGUGGAAAAGAUGGCUGCUUCGGCGGCAACAGCGAGUUCUCCCCCCGGUUUGUGUCCAAAUUACGCCGUGGUUUGCUCGUUCCUGGAGCGAUACGGAGCCCUGUUGGACUUGCCGGAGCUCACCUUCCCUCAGCUGGAGAGAUACCUGCAGGACACAUCCUCAGUUCCAAAGCUGCUGGUUGAUCUUCAUGUCAAGCUGCUAAGGAAGAUUGGGAAGUCGGUUUCUGCAGACAGAUGGGAGAAAUACCUCGUCAAGAUAUGCCAGGAGUUCAACACAACCUGGGCGUGGGAACUGGAGCAGAACGGCUACAAGGAGCUGUCCAUGGAGUGCAAGACAGACAUCCUGAAGUAUUUAUGUGAGAUCCAAUUUGAUGAGAACGUGAAGUUCAAGACCGCCAUCAACGAUGAAGAUCCGGACAAAAUGCGGCUGCAGCCGAUUGGCCGGGACAAGGACGGGCAGAUGUAUUGGUUCCAGCUGGACCAGGACGACAACGUGCGGGUUUACGUAGAGGAGCAGGACGACCUGGACGGCGCGUCGUGGAAAUGCAUCGUUAGAACCAGAAAUGACUUAGCUGAAGUUGUCGCUCUCCUAAAGACACAAAUCGAUCCCGAGCUGCUGAAGAGAGACCUGGAACAAAAAAGUAAAGCAGAGGGGGAGGCAGACAAAGACAAAGGCAACACAAAAAAGGCUGACGAUACGUCGGAUGAAGACCUGAAAGACAAAAAUGAAGGAACAGAAAACUCGGAGGUGAAACCAGAAAGUAAACUGCCACUAAAUGGCGUCAUCGAAGCUAAACUGGAGCCAGAACUCGUUUCAGAAACCGUCAGCACCAAGGCUCAAAGCAUCAAAGAGGAGCCAAUGGAGGCGGCGGACUCCAAACCGCCUCCGACCGACCCGACGCCACACUGCACCGCUGUAAAGGGAGAGGAGGUGAAGAAGAGCGGCUCGGAGGAGAUCCAGCAAACCCUGAAAAAUGACCAGCAGGCCAAAAUCCCACUGAAGAAACGGGGAAUGAAGUUCAGCGAGGACUUUGGUGAGAAAAACGGCACCAUCACAGCACAAAAUCUCUCUGUUCCCGAGUCAAAUCUGGAGCAGAAAGUUCAGAGAAUAAACGAUCAGGUGAACGGCGAAGUUUUGCCUCCAGUGGACGGAGAACCCGAGAAACAGAGAAGUAAAGAUAAACCCACGGAAAACCUUCCUGCUGCUGCUGCAGGUGGCAAUAAAUCACUCCAGGAUGACUCGACAAGAACUGAAGAAAAGAAAACUGAAAACAGAGAAACAAACAAACCUCCCCAAGACGCAACGCUGGCGUGUGAAGACGGGGACAAAUCAUCCAAUCAGGAAGAAGAGGAGAAAAUGGACGAAUCCGAACCAGCAGAGGUCAAAGCAAAAGAAACAGGUGAAGCAAAUCCUGAUGGUAACAUCAGGAUUUCCAUUUCCUGUGUGGAAACGGACGUAUCCGAAUCGAAAAAAGAGUUGAGUGUUGGCGAGUCGGAUUCAUCUGAAGCGAAAGACAUGAAGGAAAGCAACAAAACUAAAGACGUGGAUCUUGCACAGGAAGUUUCUGCAGAGAAAGAUCUGACGAAAAAAGAUCCUGUAGAGAAAGAUCAGACCAUAAAAGAUCCCGUAGAGAUGGUUCAGACGACAAAAGAUCCUGCAGAGAUGGUUCAGACGACAAAAGAUCCUGCAGAGAUGGUUCAGACGACAAAAGAUCCUGCAGAGAAAGUUCAGACGGUAAAAGAUCCUGCAGAGAAAGUUCUGGUGACAAAAGUUCCUGCAGAGAAGGAUCCUACAGAGAUAGACUCUGCAGAGAAAGAUUCAACGGAAAAAGAUCCUGUGGCGAAAGAUCCAACAAUAAAGGAGCUAAUGACAAAGGAUCCUGCAGAGAAAAAUCCUCCAAAGAAAGAUCCAAUGAUCCUUUCUCCUGUAGAGAAAGAUCAGACAAAAAACUUCUCUGCAGAAAAAGAUCCUGCAGAGAAAGAUUCGACAAAGACUUCUGCAGAGAAAGAUCCUGUGGCGAACGAACAGUUGAUAAAAGAGUCAAUGACAAAAAAUCCUGCAGAGAAAGUUUCUCCAGAAAAAGAUAUUGUAGAGAAAGAUUUGACAAAUGUUUCUGCAGAGAAAGAUCCUACAAAGAAAGAUUUGACGACAAAAGAUUCUGUAGAAACAGAUCAGACAAAAAAUGUCUCUGCAGGAAAAGAUUCUGUUGAGAAAGAUCUGGUGACAAAAGUUCCAGUGGAGAAAUAUUGUGCAGAGAAAGAUUCAACAAAAAAUGUUGUGGCAAAAGAUCCAACAAUAAAAGAUUUAACGGUAAAAAAUCCUGCAGAGAUGGAGUCUGCAAAGAAGGAUCAGACGACAAAGAUUUCUGCAGAAAAGGGCCCUGUGGCGGAAGAUUUGACAAAAGAUCCAACAAAAGGUCCUACACAGAGAGAUUCGACAAAAAAAGAUUCUGUAGAAACGGAGUCUGCAACGAAGGAUGUGCUGAAAAAAGUUUCUGCGGAGAAAGAUCCGGCAGAAAAGGAUCCUGUGGCUAAAGAUGCAAUGAAAACAGGUCCUGUAGAGAAAGACCUGUCGGAGAAGGAUUCAACAGUAAAGGAUCCUUCAGAUAAAGAUCCUGUGCAGAAAUCUGCUGAACCUAAAGCUACGAUAAUUCAGUGUGCUGAUGCAAAAACAGACAAACCAAUAAUCACUGACAAAUCAGGAGAGAGAACAGAAGCACCUCAUGUAAACAAAGACAAAUCAGAGUCAGGUACACCAAACAGAAAGAGUGACGACGUUGAAGAGGUGAGUUCAGAAAAUCGACAAGACGUAAAGAAAGAUUCAAACUGCAAAGAUGGUACGAUAUGCGACUCCAGGCUUACAGGAGAAGAAUCGGGUGAUGAAAACAAUCGGACGAAGAUGCAAACUGAUGAGAAAAACUCUGAACAGAAAUCCUGCGAACAGACAGAUAAACCAUCUAGUCCUGCUGAGAAGAAAAAAUCCCCCAAAGAAACAGGAUCUAAACGGAAAGAGGAGGAAGUGUCGUUGACAAUCAAGGAGCCACCAUCAGAAAAUAAGAAAGAAAUUUCGCCUGACAAAGGAAAGGAGGAUGAUUCCCAAAAACGUGAAAUAACGGAUGAAGAAGCUCAGAAGCAAAACAAAACUGAGUCGAGUCCAACAAAUUCAAGCAAAGAAUCAGAGUCCUCAAAAGAAAUGCCAGAAAAACAAACCAAAGGAGCAGCCGGCGACGCGCCUGCAGACUGCAGCAGGAAACCAGAACAGGUGCGGAACGGCGACGGGGGCUCUCCACCACAAGAGGGCGCACGUCGACGAAAUAGGCCACCGGCGCACAGAAGAAGAGCCGAGCUGCAGAGGGAGGAUCGCCACGGUGACUCGGAGUCGGACACGAACACGGGGCGGUGUCUGAGGCGGUCGCCGAGGAUCUCCAGGCCAACGCAGAAGGCCGUGGAGGUUCAGGAGAAGAAGAUGGAGAAACUCCCGCCCACUCCUUUUGCUCAGGACCAUGACAAAGACCAAGACAAGAAAGAAGAGGAGGAGGAAGAGGAAAAGGCGGAUGUGAAGACUGUUCAAAAGAAACCCAAAGAGAAAAAGGCUGAUCAGGAGGGCCAGCCAAAACCCAAAGGGAGAAAAAGGCGGAGAACUCGGUGGUCCAACACUCGAACGCGCAGGAAAAGGAAAAACUCUGACGACGAGGACGAGAACAGCGAGGAGUCAUUGAGCGAAGAGGAGGAGAGCGAGGAGGAGGAUGACAGCGACGAAGACUACAAGGUCGAGCGAAGCCGGAAGAGGAGGAACCGGAACCGGGAGAGGCGGAGCUCGGACUCGUCCACGUCUUCCGACGACGAUCUACCUCCAAACGACGACCCGUGCAAACACUGUGGUCUUCCAAAUCAUCCUGAGCUGAUCUUGCUGUGCGACUCGUGUGACAGCGGCUACCACACCGCCUGCCUGCGGCCGCCUCUCAUGGUCAUCCCGGACGGAGAAUGGUUCUGCCCGCCCUGUCAGCAUAAGCAGCUCUGCGACAAACUGGAGGAGCAGCUGCAGAACCUCGACGCCUCAUUGAAGAAGAAGGAACGGGCCGAGAGGAGGAAGGAGCGGCUGAUUUAUGUGGGAAUCAGUGUUGAGAACAUCAUCACGCCUUCUGUGGAAGUGGAGCAAGAAAAACCUGAGGUCGUCAUCAAGGAGAAGAAAGAAGCAAAGCGGAGUAAGAGCUGGGGUCGCAGAUCGACGAGGGCCAAGAAAACCAUCAGCUACAGAUUUGAUGAAUUUGAUGAAGCAAUCGAGGAGGCCAUUGAGGAAGACAUCAAAGAAGCAGAAGGUGGAGGAGCCGGUCGGGGUAAGGACAUGGCAAACAUCACAGGCCACAGAGGCAAGGACAUCUCCACCAUCCUGCAGGCGGAGGAAGGGAAGGAGAACGGCCGGCCGCCGCGACCCAACGCCGCCCAGCGCAGGAAGAAGCGCCGGCGACUCAACGACCUGGACAGCGACAGCACUGUGGACGAAGAGGAGAGCGAGGAAGAGUUUCGCCUCAGUGAAACCUCGGAGGAAGAGUUUGUCGUGUCCGACAACGAGACAGAGCCGGAAACGGAGGCGGAGUCGAACGGCAGCGACCACGGCGGGCGGCGCCACUCGUCGUCGUGGAGAAGGAGGCCGCAGAAACGCAGGCAGAGCUCCAGGAAGAGGAGGAGACCCAAAUGGUACUCGGACGAUGAAGAGGAAGAGACGGAUGAUGAAGUGGAGGAGGACGACAUUGAGACGGAACGGUCGAGUGACUACAGCGACAGCGACCUGGACAUGAGUCGGCGGCGGUCCCGGCGGAGCCACAAGAAGGAGGUGAACUACUGCGAGACGUCGGGGUCCGAAGGCUCUCAGGGUGGAACCAACCGGGCCAAGAUGAAACCCAGGCGGUACCAGGACAGCUCUGACAGCGACGCGAGUUUCUCCAGAGACUCUGAAGACGAGUCGAAGGACCUGAAGGUGAAGCGACGAGUCGAUUCCUCAGAAGACGACUCCCGGCAGCGGUGCAGGCGGCUGGCGCUGAAACGCAGGCGAGCGUCUCGAGACUCUGACUCUGACUCUGACUCAGACGACUCUUCAGAGGAGGAUCGACCCAUACGAAAGCGAGUGAACCGCAUCGACUCAGAUGACGACGAUGAGGAGGAGGAGGAGCAGCAGGAGGAAAAGCCUAAGGAGACGAAGGUGGAGGAGGAAGAGAAGGAAGAUUCAAAGGGAACAAACUCGUUGGACCGCCACACGGCAGAGAAGCAGCCCGCAAACGGACAGAGCGAGACGAAGAACUUGGACGGCGUCGCAGCUCCACACCUGGAGACGCCUAAAACUGUGAGUUCCACACCGGCCGCCCCGAACGGACUGGCAGGACAGGAAAUGGUGGCACAGGACGACGACGAGGACGACCUGUUGGGAGUCACAGACUUGGUGGACUACGUCUGCAAUAAUGAACAAUUGUAAAAAUGGUGUACCUUUUAUUAUUUUUUGUGGUAUUGUAUUUUUAUAUUGCUUAACUUUAUUAUUCCCUCCCCCUUCCAACAGUGGUUGUUGUUUUUAUUUCGACAUGGAGCUUCAUUCUCGGCGCCAACGCAUCAUCAGAUCCUCCACUGCCAAACCCGUCAUCAUUUUUCCUCCCAGCUUUUUUUCUUUUUUGUAGAUUUGAAUCUGUUGAAGCACUAACAUACAUUUAUAAAAUCUGGCACUGAAACAGUUUGUAUUUUGAACAUUUGGUUACUGUUAGAUUGCUUGUCUUACCUAAAGUAUCAUUCCAUACUAAGGCUGCACCGUCAAUCAACCAGCUUUCUGGUUGAUUGAUGAUCUUUGAAAAGCCUGAGCUGCUGAUGCUGAUCUUCGUUUUUUUUUUUUUUUUUUGUUUUGUUUUGUUUUUUUCUUUUCCAUAACUGACGCUGUAUCAGUCGCUAAGUUGAUAACAGUGGGGUGGAGUUGGACAGUAGAGGUGAGAAUAUUUUAUGACUUUUAUGCCAAUUUUUGGGGCCAUGAUUCAAUUCAAAUUCAAAACGAUUAUUGGUGGUGAUUUCUGUUUUAAUCUCAUGAUCUACUCCAGUCUACUUUGCAAUUCAGAAACACAAACUGAGAACCGCGUUUUAACAAAAUGGAGGCUGAAAGACAGAUUUGUUUUUGUCGGUUUUGGAACAUUUUAGAUCAAUUCUGAAUCAUUAGUAAGUGAUAAAUUGGAAUUCUUAUGGAAAUCAAUGUUUUUGUUUAACAUCUCCAGUAAAUAUGAUUGGUUUCACAUGCAAGUGACGGCCGAUUUAUCUGUUCACCAGCUUUUCCACUGGAACAUACAUGAUUGCAAAGUCUUUUAGGGAUUUUUAACAUUAACGAUUAAAUAUUUGAAUUUGCUCAAGCUUUCCAGCCUACAAUGUUUGGCUUAAAUAAUAUUUCCACAGAAAUUAAAGCUUCUAAUUUGCGAACUGCAAGUUUACUGUAAAGUUGCAGCUAGUUGUUUGAAAAUCUAACCCCUAAUGGCAGUCCAGGUGUAUUUCGGGGGGAUUUGUAAGUUAAAAUGUGUUCUAAAUAUCUAAAAGGAAGAAAUUUUAUUCAAAUAAAUACGCCCAGUUGAAAUUUUGUUUUUAGCUUGCAAAAAUAAAUGUUUUCUUGUACAGUGGAGUUUUGAUUUCUUGGCUUUGUCCUGUUUUUGGCUGGUAAAUUGUUCUCUGUAAAUUACAUAUGGAAUAAGCUAACCCUUAAAACAGCUGGAUGACGCCAGCCAGCAUCUGGAAAUCUGUGUUCUCUUUUCCCACCAUCCGUUUUCCAUCCAUCUCGUGUUCAAGGUGUGAAUGUAUCCGAGUGACCAACCUGUAUUUUUUUUCACCCCUCCCUUCUUUUUGAACUUUUGUAUUUGAGUAAUAGCGUAGAUUUUUGUACAUUGUAUACAUUGUGUAAUUAUUUGCAUUGUGUAUUGCCAUCAGCACCAGUGGUGAGCUCUCUGUUAUUGAGAAUUGUUUUGAGGAAAUGAAAGUUAAACUAUUGUCCCUCCUAAUCCUCAGAUCUUGCAGUGUCUUCAUAUUUCAUUUAUUUUAUGUAUUUUUUUUAUUUGUAUAUCUAAACCAUUGAGUAAAAAUGUAAAGUUUCUUAUUUUUAUGUACAUUGCCCCUCAUUGCACGUUUAAAAUCAUGCAGCUCCAUAGUAACGUUAUUUUCCUCACUCUUCUUCUCCAGAUCUUCCAGGACUUCUUUUUUCAUAAUCUUGAACUCGAGUCGGGUUUUCUGGAUUUAUCCCCAAAGGUUCAAAAUUAUGACAAAAAUCUGUGUAAUAAGCAGCUUGGAAGUAGAACUGAGAAGUUUUUCACAGGAGGAAUGGACAUAAAAAAUUAAAACCAAUGACUAUACU